AUGAUGAACAAAACAAAGCAUGAAAAAUACAUCAACGUCCUCCUGAGGGACCCGCAGCAGCAGCAGCAGCAGCUGCAGCAGCUGCAGCAACAACAGCAGCUGAAGCCGCUCCUGGGGGAGCUCCCUGAGCACCCCAAGCAGCAGCAGCAGCAGCAGCAGCAGCGUGACGGCCUGCAGCAACACCACAGUCGCCCCCAACAAACUUCUAUUGAGGACCUAAGCAGCCAUAUACGCUCUCCUGCUGCUGCUGCUGCUGCUGCUGCUCUUAAGUCAGCUCAAGCUAGCAUAGCAGCAGACGCUGCAGCAGCACCUUUCGUGCCCUCCGACAAGCAGCAGCAGCAGAACCAGCAGCAGCAGCAGAAAGUACAACCCAAGCAGCAGAACCGGCGACGCCAGCAGCAGCAGCAGCAAAAGCAGCAAAAGGGUCGGCAGCAGCAUACAAAGCCAGCAGCAGGAGCAGCAGAACAAGCGACACCACCAGCAGCAGCAGCAGCAGCAGAGAUAGAAAAGCGAAGCAAAGACAACACACAAACGGGGCCUGAGGGGCAGCUAAUAGAAGCAGCAGCCGCAGCAGCAAAAGCAGCAUCAAUAGCAGCAGCAAGAAAAGGGAAAGCAGCAGCAGGAACAGUAGCAGCAGCAGAAGCGGGAGACACCGCAGCAAAACGUGGAGCAGCAAAACUUGCAGGUGCAGCAGCAGAAGCAGCAGCAGCAAAGGAGAGAGCAGAAAUUGUUGCAGCAGAAGCAGCAGCAGCAGAAGAAGCAGAAGCAGAGGAAGCAGCAGAAGCAGCAGAAGAAGAAGAAGCAGCAGCAGAAGCAGCAGCAGCAGAAGCAGCAGCAGAAGAAGUGGCAGCAGAAGCUGCAGUAAUGGAAGCUGCAGUAGCAGAAGAAGCAGCAGCAGAAGCAGAAGCACAAAAAGAAGAAGAAGAAGCAGCAGCAGCAGCAGCAGCUAAUGCUGGCCCGCGACACUCCACCGAGUGGAGGCUGGCGGAUAUACUACCAACUGGAAUUGAGGAUUUGAGCUCUCUUGUGGAGAAUCCUAUUAGCUGCUGUUCGGUGCUGCAGCGGGUGCUGCUGCAGCAGCUGCGGCUGCGGCAGCUGGUAGCAGCUUUAGGCUCAAAAGCGAGCGGCAUGACGCAGCAGCAAAACGGUGCUGCUGUCUCCUGCGUUAUUCUUUACUCUCUGCCCCGCAUACGCAGCAACGGAGUCCCCACACGCCCUUGGCGUGAGGGUCGCAUUCAUUACCUUGUAGGCCCAGCAGCCAUAGAAGAGCUUUCCGCUAUUGAUGCAGCAGCAGCAGCAGCAGCAACAGCAACAGCAGCAGCACCAGCACCGGAAGGAGCAUCACCAACGUCUCCAGCUUCAGCAACAGCCGAAGCAGCAGAAGCAGCAACACCACCACCAGCACCAGAAGCAGCGGCAGCAGCAGCAGCAGCAGCAGCAGCAGCAGCAGUUGACGCAGCAGCAGCAGCAGCAGCAGAGCUGCAGGUGGGGUGGCAUACGUCUCCUUUGGUUUGUCUGCAUGACGACCCUUCAAGCGGAGAUCUGCUGCUGCUCGGCCUGCUGCCGCAUUUUAAUACGGGGAAAAUACUCUGCUGCUACUUCUCAGAUGGAUGCAGCAAACUGCAUGAUUUUCAGUGCGGCUGCUGCGAAGGAGAUGCGCCUUCAUUCCCUGUUUCCAUGCUGCAGCAAACAGCGCUGCAGCAGCAAUUGCUGCAGCAGCAGCUGCUGCAGCUGCUGCAGCACCAACAGAAGGCGCUGAAGGCGGCUGCUGCGGUUCCCCACGAACCAUCAACCCCACAGCAGCAGAAGCAAGAACAGCAGCAGCAGCAGGAACUCGAAAUGCAUCAGAAGCAACUGCAGCAGCAGCAAAACAACUGCUUCUACACCCUCCCUCAAGGCGCACGCAUUAUCAGCUUUAGAGACGGCCACGUAGCUCAGGGAGACAGACGUAUUAGCGUUCGUGUCCCUGCUGCAUUUGCUGCUGGCAGCAACUGGCGUGGUGGCUCUGCGCAUUAUAUCGACAGCCGCAGCGGGGCUUGGGCUGGGGUUCCCUUAGUACCCACAGCAGCAACAGCAGCAGCAGCAGCUGCAGCAGCAGCAGCAGCAGAAACAGCAGCAACAGCAGCAGCAGCAGCAAUAGACAACGUUGAACUCUCCUUCGUGCUGCCCACAGAACGAAGCGUUCGCUUUCUGCUGCGAGAUGGAGAUGGAAUUUUUUAUAAGGCUUUUGGGGGCGUCGACUUUGUCGUUCCCUUCCCCGGUGAUUGGAUUAUAACUGCAGAUGGAGUGCUGCAAGAACAUUCUUGCAUGCAGCAGCAGCAGCAGCAGCAGCAGCAGAUGCAGCAAAGGCAGCAGCAGCAGCAGCAUCACCGGAAGCUGCAGCAAAAACAUAGGAUGCAGCAGGUAGGUCAGGAUAUGCUGCUGCAUGCGCCGCUGCUGCUAAUGCAGCAGCAGCAGCUGCAGCAGCUGCAAAGUGAGCAGCAGCAGCAAAUGAUUACGAUGCAAAUGCAGCAAGUUGUUGAGGGCCUCCUAGGCAGAGGACCAGCAGCAAACGAGCUGCUGCAGAAGCUGCUUCCUGGGAAACAGCAGCAGCAGCAGCAGCAAAACCCAGUACUCCAUAAGCAGCAACAUAACCUGCAGCGGCAGCAACACCAAAACCAAAGGAGGCAGCAGCAGCAGCAGCAGCAGCAGUUCCGGCAGCAUCAGCAGCAAGUGCCGCCGCAGCAGCAGCGGCAGCAGCGCCAUCUCCAGCAGCAACUGAAUUGGCAGCCGUUGCAACUUGAGCAGCAGAAGCCGCGGCAGCAGCAGCAGCAGAAGCAGCAGCAGCAGCAGCAGCGGCUUUCUGCUGGUGAGUUUUAUUUGCUUCAGGGACCUUAUACGUAA
This is a messenger RNA of Eimeria acervulina, 2883 nucleotides long. RefSeq lists its product as hypothetical. The transcript has 6 exons. Bases 1 to 2883 code for a protein of 960 amino acids. The record is from RefSeq and is a predicted model, not a curated record. NCBI's taxonomy places the organism in Eukaryota, Apicomplexa, Conoidasida, Eucoccidiorida, Eimeriidae.